Molecule: messenger RNA, 4717 nt
Organism: Acanthaster planci (crown-of-thorns starfish)
Lineage: Eukaryota; Metazoa; Echinodermata; Asteroidea; Valvatida; Acanthasteridae
Gene: edc3
Product: enhancer of mRNA decapping 3
Biological process (GO): P-body assembly; deadenylation-independent decapping of nuclear-transcribed mRNA
Cellular component (GO): P-body
Molecular function (GO): mRNA binding
Source: RefSeq, a predicted model, not a curated record
GUCGUAAAACGCGUAAAACACAACAGCUGGUGGCCAGUUUCUGGGUCAACACGCUUCAUGAAUCAUGCAUGAUUCAUGGCAACUUAGCCCAAUCAGACGGUUUUAUUAUGCACCAUAGAGAAUAUGUGGUACGUUAAAAAAUCGCCGGCGGCGAUUGCUGUGUUUGUGUUACUGCAAAGCGACUGGACAGGAGCAGGAGACUAGGCGAGUGGCGCAGCUCGUGGCUAGCUAGGCUGGCUGCGCCACUCGUGCAUGUGCUCCGGUCCAGCCGCUUUGCAGUUACACAUAAACACAGCUGCAAAGGCCUUGUUGAAAGGCUAGCGCGUGAUAUGCAUUAUGUACAUUACAUACUGCAUAAUUCAUGUUUCGCUGGACGCCCGCUAUUAUGAUCGGUGGAGCAACUGUGAUUUUUUCUACCAGACCCACAUUAUACUGUAAACCAACUACCCAGUGCCUGGACCAGAGCAGAAUGGACCAGACCAGCUUCGUUGGGUGCCUCCUGUCUGUAGACUGCGGUGACUACCUGGGCACAUUCCAGGGAGAAGUGACACUUGUCAACAAGGACCAACAGACUAUCUCCCUCAGGAGGCCCUACAGGAAUGGCGUCAAGUUUGACACCCCAGAAAUCACCAUUCGGGCUGUAGACAUAAGAGAUUUGAAAAUCCUGAAAUCCUUUGAUGAGCAUGGGACAGCCUCAGCGGAGAGACACGACUUGAGCGAAAUGUCCCAGAAUGCAACCCUUCACAAUGGAACCAGCAACGUACCCAACAACAGCACAACGAACAGCAAACACACAGUGCAGAACAGUGGCGGGCAGAGGAUGUCUCGGAAACAGGACCAUCAGCCUGGCAAUGCCAAUGGCAAGACACCAACCAAGCAGCGUGCCGAUGGGUCGGAUGGUGACAGAACAGCACUGCACCUAGGCACGUUGCACUCGGCAUUCCAGAGGGUGCAAAGGGACGAUGGGAAGGGUCAGGGGUUGGAGGAGGAGAGGGAAGCAGUGGAUUCCGAGAAGGGGAGAAAGCAGAAAUACCACUCAGGGAACUUUGAAGCCAACCAGAAAGUGCGGUCCUCACCCCGCAAAAUCGAAGGCGGUGGCGGGAAACAACGGCGCAAUGUCAGCGCCAACGCCAGGAACGAGGAGUGUUUCUCUGCUCCAGUGGAGUCAUUCCUGGCCACGGACUUUGACUUCGACAAGAGCAGGAAGUCUUUCAACAAGGCAGCCAUUUUCGAGGAGAUCCACUCAGCCAUGGGAGACAACAAGAAGAAGAUUAAGAAUAUCCCUCACGAUGAGCACAUUGUGUUCAAGAACAUCCCAGCCUUUCUUCACGACAAUGGAAGCAGACAAGUGAAGUGUUCCUCCUAUACAGCAGAAACUGGUGUGAUCAUCCCUGCAGUGUCCGUGGAUGUUGCUCAGAGCCUGUGGCAAGUGGCUGACAAGCUGGGCUUGACUACCGAGAGGAGACUGGAGGCCGGUGGGGUGAGCAUCGCCAAGAUGGUGCUACGUCUCAUUGAUGGUAAAACCAGGGUCAGUGACCGGUCGUCCAUUCUGGUCGUCUGCGGCCCCCACCUGCAGGGGGCCCAGGGCAUCAACUGCGCCCGCCACCUGGCCAAUCACUGCGUAGACGUCACGCUCUUCAUGCCCAACUUUGCCAAAAUGCCGGAGGUGCUGGUGGCCGAACUGAAAUUGUUCAAAGAGACAACUGGGAAACACGUCACCAGUAUUGGGGACUUACCCGAAGAGCCCCCUGAUCUGAUUGUCAGUGCAGUGGACAGCCCGAUGGAUACUGCCCUGCCCAAGCAGCCCUGGCUCAAGAGCAUCGUCACCUGGGUCACGGCCAACAAGGCGUCAGUUCUGUCCAUUGACCCAAGCCCCAGCCACAGUGUGCGGAGCAAGUGGUCAGUUAUCACCGCUCUCCCUCUUUCGUACGAAAACACCAACGUCGGCAUGCUGUACCUGUGCGACGUGGGCAUUCCGGCUCAAGUCUUCAGUUCCAUCGGCGUGAACUACGCAUCCCCCUUUAAGGACAAGUUCAUCGUAAGGCUUCACAAUCAUUAACUCUUGCACAAUGCUAGUGCAGAUAGUACUGUGCUAUUGUGAACCUGUUCUGUUCAGCAUUGUAAAAACUUGUUUUUUUAAUUCUAAUUUCUAUUUAUUUUAUCGGUUCCAAGAGGAUAUUUUCUACCAUAUUUUUUUAUGCGUGGAAUGUAAGAAGUGUUUGCGUUCAACCACAGUACAGAUUAAAGUUAAACUGUUAAGUUUAAAACAAUCAUUCCAUGGGAUAUGAUAGGGGGAUUAUUUGAUUGCAGAUGCUAAAAAUGGUUUUUAUCCCUAGAUUCGAACUUCAUGCAUCAAAAUUCACGGAGAUGCCCCUCACAGAAAUGGGCUGAUCACAGAAUACAAGGGUACCAACCAAAAAUGCUGUACAUUGUGUACCUCAUGAGAUACAUGUAGGUAACCUGCUGAUUUCUGCUCAGCAUGUAAAAUUUGCAGAGUUACAUUUCCAGGUCUUUGAAAUGGGGCCCAGCUGGAUCUGGGUUAUUUUGAUGGGCUCCAUCUCCAGCCAAGCUUCUAUGUGCCCCACAUACGUGUACAUACGUGUAGGACUACAAGGAAUGGUCUGUUUUCCCCCUUUUAAUUCACUGUGCAGUGUUGGCUUCAGUAGGGGAAUUAGGUUGUACAUUGUAGUUAUAUCUUUCACAAGUUGAGCCACAAGUAUCUUCUCAAGACCUGUCAUAAGUAAAAGGGUUAACAGCAACAAAAGACCAAGGCCGAAGAGCAUGGCAUUGGACAUUACCAAAUUAACAUUACCAAAUGAAUUAACAACUUCAGACUAGCACAGCUAUGGAAACAUGAAGUUUUAGGGCACAACUUCUGAAAAGGAACUUGGAUUAUUCUACAAGUACUUUCUUUUAGAAUUUAGUUUUACAAAACUCUGAUAAUAUGAAACCUUAAAUCUAAAUUGUAAUGUCGCCUUUGGGUGGUUACAAUGCAUUGCAAUGUCCACGUUCUUCAACUUUGUUCCAAGUUCAAUAUUUGGCAGUAAAUUUGGUUUUCAAAGCACUUGAUUGUCUAGGGAAGGGAGACAGUACAUGUACAUUGUAUUUUACAAUGGAAUAUGCUUUCAGUUCCAAUUCUGUGAUGGGAAUCAUAUGUGUGCAUGUCGUAUUUUCUUUAUCGAGCAAUCUUUAGUUGCACUCUAAGCAACUGUUUCACUGUUCUUAGUUACAUGUAAUUAUUUUUUUCUGCCAUGUAUAUGUAUUCCUAAAACACUGUCCUUGAAAACUAACAAGAAAUGACAAAGGAUUGUGUUUGUAACUUUGAUAUCAGUGGCUUGGAAGCUGGAAGCACCGUCGGUUUCAGCAGUAUUCUAGUCCUAAUUGUCAGAGACCAGUUCUACUGGGCUCUAACAAGAAAACGAGGAUGAGGAUUUCCCAAGAUAGCUGCCAUCUAUCUGUUUGUUCAGUGUGGCUUGUAAUUCACGGGAUGGCUGUAAUAUAACAGUGUUGGCUUUUCUUUCUUUUUCUGGUUGAAAAGUGAUGCAUCUACUCGCACAUUUGUAUAUGAAGGUUUGCAUUUCUGAAAGCUAAACAUGGCCUCCAGACACACAGUGUUUGUUUGCAUUAUUUGCAUUUGUGGGCAUUGUUAAAGUGCAUUGACUUGGUGUCUACUUAUGAAAAAAGUUCCAGCAGGUGAGCAAAUAUUACUGUUUGUUGAAAGCUGUGAAAAGCUGGUGAUUGUGAAAGAGAUGAAAAACUCGACUGAAAGAGGCCAGCACUGUGCUAAAAACUAUUCAAAACAAAGAUUUUUCAAUUGCAUUUCAAAAAAUCAUUAGAGCACUAUGUGGGCUGUCUAACUUUACAUGCGUAUAUAAUCAGGAAAAAGUGGUUGUCUUUCAUUCAUAUUUCUUUUCACAACUCAGGUCUUUAUAAAUACUUCUUUUCAAACUGUUACCCAUUUGCAGUUAUUGGUAGAUGAAGCAAGUUGAUCAAACAUGUGACCAGUGGAUGUACAUGUGUCAUUGUUUUGCACAAUGUUUAUAAAAUUUAUAUGUUGCUUUCUCACUUUCUGAAGACUAAGAAAAGUGUGAGAAGUUGAAAACAUGUUAAAAGUGUGAAAACUGUUCAAUUUUACAAGCUCACAAGGGGUUUUGCAGUUUCAUACGUUCAGUAAAGAAUGUCAAGACAUUUGAUGUAAUUUGAAGAAAAAAAGAUUUUCCACUUUUGGUUAAAAAUUUUCAAAAGUAUUUUCAGGGUUGGGGGUUCAGGCGGUUCUUGUAAAAGUGGCACGUCAUGUUUACUGUCAGUGCAUGAUAAUACAAGAAGUAUAGACACUGAAGAAAUUUUUUUCAUAACGGCAGUCGCUUUAACAAACAGCACAUUUUGAAUCUUACUUUCCGAAAUGUGGAAAGAAACUCAUUAUGUUCAGGUUUGCAGUUUGAAAUAAAAACAGUCGGGACAUUUCUGUUUUUUGUUCGUGGGACUUUUUAUUUUACAGUGACGAUGGCCUCAGUUCCUGCUGCAGUAUACUGGUUUGAAUGGUAGCAGUUGUUUUACUCAUCAAAGUUACUGCUCAUUUUAUCUUGGGUUUGUCAUAAAAAAUAUUUAUGACCAUUAAUUUAUUCUACGUGUAUUUAGGCGUUUACAUUGUGUGCUACUUUUCUCAACAAAUUCACCUCUGCUUUUCAAUAAAAAGGCAUGGGGAAUCAUAAAUUCA